This is a messenger RNA of Camellia sinensis, 357 nucleotides long. Lineage: Eukaryota; Viridiplantae; Streptophyta; Magnoliopsida; Ericales; Theaceae. The record is from RefSeq and is a predicted model, not a curated record.
AUGAAGGAAUCUCGAAUAUCAAUUGUUGAAUUCUUCAGCUUGUAUAAGAAGGAUGAAAUUCGUCGCUACAGACCAUUUCCAGAGCUUUUAACAGCCAAGAAACCAGCUCUGUAUCGAAACUUCUUAUACAAAGAAUUUCAUGAUAAUUUCUUCAGCAAGGGUUUGGACAACAAGCAAAUUGAUAAUUCUGUUGUGGAAAGUUUUGGAGUAGGGGGAAAAACAUGCAUAACGUCUAGGAUUUAUCCAACUCUAGCAGUAUUCAAGGACGCUCAUUUAUAUGCAUUCAACAAUGGCACUGAGACAAUCACUAUUGAGAAUCUGGAUGUUUGGAGCAUGAACUCUCCCCUAAUGAAUUAA